CAUGCAACUUCAGGGAAGGUGCUUCCUUUUCUACCAUACAAAUUAAAAAUAAAAGAUUAUCUGUCUUAAAUUGUCUUCUCAACUGCAAGUAUUGGAUUGUUUUCGUGGAUGUGACCUUCGUCUCCAACCCACUCUUCUCAAUUACUAAAAUGCUACAAAUGCACUACCAAAAUACUAAAUAAAGGUCUUUGAAAUUCCAUAAAAUUCUAUGAAAUUUAUAACUCUUUUAAAAUCCUUCAAAAUCUUAAUUGAACACACCUCUCUAGGUUUUGUCAUCCAAAAACCGUCCCUGCCCUCAGAGGGUACUUUUAUCGAUACCCAAUUUUAUGUUAAGUUCAUUAACUAAGAAAUUUUUGUCAUAGCUUCCCAAUUAUCCUCCACUAAUAACACUAGAAUUUUCAAGCCUCCCUCCUCCCUCUCAUUUCAUUGCACAAGUCAAUCUUUGCUAUUGACCGACUGUGUCCAACAAACAUCAUUGACUGACUUUCCUCUAAGAUAUUUUCUAAUUAAUAAUUGGAACUUCACACGGAAGGUGCUUCCUUUAACCCCAUUCCUAUAUUAUAAUAUGAGUAUGUAUACAACCGUCUAAACAACUUUCUCUCUCUCUCUCUCUGUCUCUUCUACCCAUGGAAAAAAGUGGGAGCAGAUCCUUCACCUUGUCUUGGUGGCCUUUCGUUCUAGCCUUUCUUGUUCUUUGCUUUUGCAGUAAAACUUGUAACGCUAAGGAUGAUAGUAAGUCUUCAUGUACCUCCUCCUGCGGCCUUAUCCAUAACAUAACUUAUCCUUUUCGACUAAACGAUGAUCCGAAGACAUGUGGCGAUAGAAGAUAUGCUCUUUCCUGUGAGAACAACAAUACAACAGUUCUAGAUCUACUUGAUUAUGGCAAAUACUACGUACAGGCAAUCAACUACAAGAACAACACAAUCCGACUUCUAGAUCCUGGCCUUGACAACAACAAUUGCUCUUCCAUGCCUCGAAAUUUUCUGCCCCUCUAUCCUUAUAUGUCAUAUACAUAUGAUUCGCAGAAUGGCACAGAUUCACCGCUUUCAACAUCAGUAUUUUACUUGAUGUGUAGAAACCCAGUGAAUUCUUCUCUGUACGUAGAUACUGCUCCAUGCUUGAAUAAUAGUGCCACUUCUUUGAUCCAACCAAAAUCUUAUAGUUAUGUCAUGGUUGGCCGCCCAAGCCAUAUGGAUAUGGAAGAUUGGAAUGAGGGUUGCAGUGUCGAGCGGAUGGCUUGGAUGCUCGUGGACUACUCUAAGGGGUACUACAAUGCCUCUUAUAGUUAUGAAUAUAUACACAGUGCACUCAUAUAUACACAGUUCAACCUGCAAUGGCACGUAUUACAUUUGGACUCCGACUACUUAUUCCAUGUUCAACCUGCAAUGUUUUCCCCGCACCAUCCCAGGUUUCUUUCAAUAUCGAUGGGCUAAAAUCCGUUAUACUCUGAGUGGAACCGCGGAUCUUGGAUACCUUCCUCGAUGGUUUCCAUUCCAUUACAUCCAUUCCAUCGUGGGUGGAUGGGAAAUACUGAUGGGCAUCGGCUUAUUUUUUACAGCAAGACUACUGUUUGGCAUUCCAAUUGCGGCUGUAUUUUUAGUCUAUAAAUGGCGAAGAAGACAUUUGUCAAUGUAUAGUACAAUAGAAGACUUUCUCCAGCGCGAUAAGAAUUUCGUGCCUAUAAGGUACUCUUACUCGGACAUCAAGAAGAUGACUCGAAGGUUUAAGGAUAAGUUGGGCGAAGGCGGCUAUGGCUCGGUAUUUAAAGGAAAGUUACGCAGCGGCCGUUUUGUAGCAAUUAAAGUUCUGGGCAAGUCCAAAGCUAAUGGCCAAGAUUUCAUUAGUGAAAUAGCUACCAUUGGAAGGAUUCGCCAUGUCAAUGUGGUGCGACUCGUUGGUUAUUGUGUUGAGGGAUCAAAGCGUGCUCUAGUAUAUGUGUUCAUGGCUAAUGGCUCUCUUGAUAAAUACAUUUAUUCCAAAGAAGGAAGUGUGCCUUUAACUAUCGACAAAAUGUAUGAGAUUUCUCUUGGAGUGGCUCAAGGGAUUGAGUAUCUACAUCAAGGUUGCGAGAUGCAAAUUCUCCAUUUCGAUAUCAAGCCUCAUAAUAUUCUUCUUGAUGAGAACUUCAAAGCAAAGGUUUCUGACUUUGGGCUAGCAAAGUUGUAUCCCGUCGAUAAUAGCAUUGUCACGUUGACGGCAGCGAGGGGUACAAUGGGAUAUAUUGCUCUUGAAUUGUUCUACAAAAAUAUUGGAGGCGUCUCACACAAGGCCGAUGUCUAUAGUUUCGGAAUGUUGUUGAUGGAAAUGGCAAGCAGAAGGAAGAAUUUGAAUACAAGGGUAGAGCAUUCAAGCCAAAUCUACUUCCCACUGUGGGUAUACGAUCAGUAUAAUGUGGGAAAUGACUUGGAGAUGGACAACGUAACAGAGGAGGAAAAGAAUGUAAUCAAAAAGAUGGUUAUAACCGCCUUGUGGUGCAUUCAAAUGAAGCCAACCGAUCGCCCUUCGAUGCACAAAUUAAUCGAGAUGCUUGGAGGAGAUGUUGAAUGUCUGCAAAUGCCCCCCAGGCCUUCUCUAUGCCCACAAGAGACUCAUGUGGCUGUGGGUGACAUUCAAGACCCAAUAUGUUCAAACGUAGAGAUAACAUGUUCUUUGGCAGCUAGGUGAUGAUCAAGUUCUUAGUUAUAAAAGUGAAAUAAUGUAUUAUAAAUUCUUACUUUAAAAACAGAUUUAAUUAGUGAAGAACUAUUAUUCGAGGUU
Pyrus x bretschneideri (Chinese white pear) is the source of this 2757-nucleotide messenger RNA. RefSeq names its product rust resistance kinase Lr10-like. Bases 1165 to 2664 code for a protein of 499 amino acids. The transcript has 6 exons. Lineage: Eukaryota; Viridiplantae; Streptophyta; Magnoliopsida; Rosales; Rosaceae. Gene Ontology annotation, molecular function: protein kinase activity; ATP binding. Gene Ontology annotation, biological process: protein phosphorylation. The record is from RefSeq and is a predicted model, not a curated record.